This is a messenger RNA of Micromonas commoda, 1346 nucleotides long. RefSeq lists its product with no specific name. The record is from RefSeq and is a predicted model, not a curated record. Gene Ontology annotation, biological process: proteasome-mediated ubiquitin-dependent protein catabolic process. Gene Ontology annotation, cellular component: proteasome regulatory particle, base subcomplex. Gene Ontology annotation, molecular function: ATP binding; proteasome-activating activity; ATP hydrolysis activity. NCBI's taxonomy places the organism in Eukaryota, Viridiplantae, Chlorophyta, Mamiellophyceae, Mamiellales, Mamiellaceae. Bases 41 to 1303 code for a protein of 420 amino acids. The transcript has 2 exons.
CGCGAGGGACGCCAGAUCUCGCGCGAGGGGGGGAGGAAAGAUGGUCUCCACCAGAAGGAGCAGUGCAAAUGCCGCUGGAAAAGAAUCGCAGCCCAUGGCUGUGGAUGUGGAGAAGGUGGUCGUCACCAUGCCCAAGGACGGUCCCGGAGAGAGCGAGGAGGACCUGUACUCUCGGCUAAAGGAGCUCCAGAGGGAGCUCGAGUUUGUGGAGAUCCAGGAGGAGUACGUCAAGGAUGAGCAGAAGAACCUCAAGAUCGAGCUGCUGCGCGCGCAGGAGGAGGUGAAGCGCAUCCAGGCCGUGCCUCUGGUGAUCGGACAGUUCCUGGAGAUGGUGGACGAGAACGCGGGGAUCGUAUCGUCCACCACGGGGUCCAACUACUACGUCCGCAUCCUCUCGACUCUGAACCGCGAGCUGCUCAAGCCCUCGUCAUCCGUCGCGCUCCACCGCCACUCCAACGCGCUGGUGGACAUCCUGCCGCCGGAGGCUGACUCGUCCAUCUCCCUGCUGAGCGAUGCCGAGCGACCGGACGUAAAGUACAGCGACGUCGGAGGCAUGGACGUGCAGAAGCAGGAGAUUCGCGAGGCUGUCGAGCUGCCCCUGACGCACUUUGACCUGUACCGACAGAUCGGCAUCGACCCGCCCAGAGGCGUGCUCCUUUACGGUCCCCCGGGUACCGGCAAAACGAUGCUCGCCAAGGCUGUGGCGCAUCACACCACCGCCGCUUUCAUCCGCGUCGUGGGAUCGGAGUUUGUGCAGAAGUACCUGGGCGAGGGCCCCAGGAUGGUGAGGGACGUGUUCAGGCUUGCCAAGGAAAACGCCCCCGCCAUCAUCUUCAUUGACGAGGUUGACUCCAUCGCCACCGCUCGCUUCGACGCGCACACGGGUGCCGACCGCGAGGUGCAGCGCAUUCUCAUGGAGCUCCUCAACCAGAUGGACGGGUUCGACCAGACGGUGAACGUGAAGGUGAUCAUGGCGACAAACCGGGCAGACACGCUCGACCCGGCGCUCCUACGCCCCGGCCGCCUGGAUCGCAAGAUCGAGUGCCCGGCGCCGGACAGGAGGCAGAAGCGGCUGGUGUUCCAGGUGUGCACGGCGAAGAUGAAUCUCUCGGACGAGGUCGACCUGGAGGACUACGUGUCCAGGCCCGACAAGAUCAGCGCGGCGGAUAUCCGGGCAAUCUGCCAGGAGGCUGGACUGCAGGCGGUGCGCAAGAACCGCUAUGUUGUCAUGCCCAAGGACUUCGAGAAGGGGUACAAGAGCAGUGUGCGCAAGCCGGGCGACGAGUUCAGCUUCUACCAGUGAGUUCCUAUAGAUAGUGGGCGGUGUAACAAACGAGUAUUCCUUC